AUGCGACAAACGGGUAUCUCAGUUUGUCUGUGGGUGUUGCUGGUAUUGGGACUUCCCACCUUGGGUAGUGGAAUGAACUUUUGGGAAUAUUUGAGUGGAUUUCCCAAGGCUUGGUGGGACAAGGAGACUCGCUAUUUGCCUCGCUAUUGGAGGAACACGUCCAGUAGCAACAGUACUGGAUUGAACGCUAGCGGGUCGUUGGAUGCGUGUUCCACUAUAGUCCAUCCAGUACUCAGAAAACUUUGUCAAGACCAACAAGCCAGUACUGCUUCUACUGCUACUACCGGUUCUACCAGUAACACUACCAAUGCUACAGCCAACAAUGAUAGUGGUACCAUGGCAUUGAUACCUAUCAAGUGCCUUCAAGAUCCUUCACUACAAGAAUGCCAACAGUACUUCCCCAAUGGUCUGCCCUCUGAUACCACUGCUGAGGAUGCAGGUGCAGGUACUGAUAGUGGCACUGGCACUGGCAGUACUAGCUUUACGUCCAGCAUGCCCAGUGCUGCUCCAUCUCUCCCCAGUUGGAGAAUUGGCAGAGGCUGUUUUGGAGACAUGUUUGACUCUAGAUUCUGUGAAAGAAUCAAGUACCAUAUGGACAGAGUUACUCAGCAUCCAGCACAAGCUACCAGCAGCUAUAGGUACUUUGUGGGAGAAGUCAACAAUAAUCCUCACCAUUACAACAACAAUCCUAACAACAACAAUGGCAACUAUGGAAAUGGAAAUGGAAAUGGAAAUGGGGGAAAUGGAAAUCAAGGUGGAUACAUGGGGGGAUUCAUGGUGGGAAAUGGAAACUUCCUUGGCAGACCCACUUGGGCACCCUCCACGCUACAACCCACUAUAUCUGCACAGCCAUCGGUCUCCAAGGCUCCCAGUGGUCAGCCUUCCGUCAGUCAUGCUCCCAGUGUCAGUUCACAACCCAGUGAUUCCCCGUCGGUCAGUCCACAGCCCAGUCAAUCACCCUCGCAAGGACCAACGCAAGCACCCACCGUCAGUGCGGCACCAUCCACGAGCAAAGAGCCAAGUGCCCUACCGACGGUCAGUCCCUAUCCAACCACUUUGGAACAAAAACUGUACGAGAUGCACUAUGGAGAAGGAUCGGGAAACAUUUAUCGAAACACGGAGGCUCCCACCUUUGCGCCAACCACUACCGUUGCACCGUCCAAUCCACCUUCGGUCAGUAACGCGCCAUCGGUCAGUUCACAACCGAGUUUUCAGCCAUCCGUUAGUCAUCAACCUAGCAUUAGCUCUGCGCCCUCCACCGUACCCACACAAGCCAGUGAACAUCCCUCGUUCUCACCAUUCUACUACGAAAACUCGGUCAAGCUCACGCGGAAUCGACCCACCCGACGUCCUACGCAACAACCGACCCUUACACAAACCAGUUCGGGGGAAGCGUCGGGAAGUAUCACUCGAGCACCCACACCGGCAACCGAGAAUCCCACAUCCGCCAGUACCACGGAUAUUCCAGUCACGCUACAGCCAACCAAUGCGCAAACAACGGACUCACCCACAAAUAUCGAGGUGACGACAGCUAGUCCGACGGAACAAACCACGUCCGGUAGUGCAUCUGGAAUUGUGACAAAAUCGCCCACCACGACAACCACCAACAGUCCCACCAUGACGACAACCACACAAAGUCCCACCACGACGCAGACAUUGUCCGGAACGGCAUCGGGAAGUGUUUCAAAGGCACUGCCCAAGACGACAAAGAACACACCAAUUCCAACCACAACGGAUAAUAAUAGUCCCACUACUGCUACCGGUGGUAUUACCAGUCAACAACCAUCCACGUUGGCUCCGUCGACACUGGAACCCACCAACAAGGUUUCCGGCAUCGGCCAAGUCAGCAAACAGCCGUCGACGACGUUGGCUCCGUCAACGAUGGAACCCACGAAAAAGGUCACCGGCACCGGCCAAGUCAGCAAACAAACGGCGGAACUCGCUGAUAAUAAACCUCCCACCACAGCGCCGCCUUCUACAAACGCACCAACUAAAGCGCCAAGCAGUUCGCCGUCGAAUACGCCUUCGAAAGCUUCGGCGGUUCCUUCGGCUAGCCCUUCCGAUGCGCCUUCGAGUCAGCCAUCCAAUGCACCGUCGCAAGCGUCGGCAUUUCCAUCGUCGACCCCUUCAAUGGCACCUUCCGCGCAGCCGAGCAAUCGUCCAAGCAUAGGACCGAGUGCUAGCCCAAGUGCAUCACCAAGUAAUAGCCCAAGUUCAUCGCCAAGUGCCAGCCCAAGUUCAAUGCCGACCUCUGAACCAAGCAGUACUCCUUCGACUACCCCGAGCCUGCCUCCCAGUGGAUCUCCUUCGGCAACCCCGAGUCAGCAGCCCAGUGGCUCUCCUUCCGCGCAUCCCAGUUUCCAGCCUAGCGAUACUCCUUCCACACAGCCAAGUGGCUCGCCUUCACAAUUGCCAACAACUGGGCCCACACAAAAACCAUCGUCGAGUCCCUCACAGAGUCCGUCGAACAAACCAUCGGCAACGCCAUCCUCGGCUCCCUCGAGCGAACCGUCAGUAGAACCGAGCGGAUCGCCAUCGUCCAAACCCUCUCAGGAACCAUCUACGUCCCCAUCAUUCACGCCUUCGGAGCAACCUUCCGGCAAACCAUCGGACAAACCAUCUUCGGAACCAAGCAAUAAUCCAACGGGCGGACCAACGACGUCACCUUCGCAUAGUCCUUCCUCAAAACCGUCCGAAGCUCCUAGUUCCUCGCCCAGCGAUGAACCGAGCGCAGCACCAUCCGCUAAGCCGAGCACUACACCCUCCAAUCGGCCAACGACCGAUCCAUCGCAGCCUACAUCUCUCCCCACGCCAACCAUGCCCGUGGAUUCCCCAAGUGCUAUGCCAACCAAAAAAGCCUCGGAAAAGCCCACUCAACCCCCCACGAAGAUCCCCACUGGUUCGCCGACCAGAGCACCCUCGACGCCAGUGCCUACACCGCGCCCUAGUGUGCCACCAAGCACCAGCAAUCCAAGUGCUACUUUGUCGGACGGCACGUCGGGCGAGGAAGAGACAAACAUUGUUGAUACUCCACAGCCCGCUGCAAUUCCCAACCCCGAGCCAAUGGCCAGUCCUACAACUAGAGCCCCGACCAAAGGACCAAGCGAACGCCCCACAAAGAAUCCAACAAAAUCACCCACGACAAUGGCGCCCAGCGCUUCACCUAGCAACACAGUUUCGGCGAAACCAUCCAAUGUUCCCAGUACAAGUCCCAGCCAGUCACCCACGUCGGAACCAAGUAUGUCCCCAACUUCAACACCAUCUGGUUCGCCGUCCGACAGCCCAAGCAUUGCUCCCAGUGCCAUCCCAUCUUCCAACAGCAGAACCAAAUGA
Seminavis robusta is the source of this 3333-nucleotide messenger RNA. The record is from the annotation of a GenBank genome assembly. NCBI's taxonomy places the organism in Eukaryota, Bacillariophyta, Bacillariophyceae, Naviculales, Naviculaceae.